Messenger RNA from Pseudophryne corroboree (corroboree frog), 5498 nucleotides. RefSeq names its product ADAM metallopeptidase domain 19 (gene ADAM19). Lineage: Eukaryota; Metazoa; Chordata; Amphibia; Anura; Myobatrachidae. Gene Ontology annotation, molecular function: metalloendopeptidase activity. The transcript has 22 exons. The record is from RefSeq and is a predicted model, not a curated record. Gene Ontology annotation, biological process: membrane protein ectodomain proteolysis. The coding region runs from base 263 to 2815 and encodes 850 amino acids.
ACGGCAAGUGCAGCUCAGAGACUCCCAUCCCAGGGACCGGCGCACGGUACAUAUCCCCGGGCAUCCGCCGCCGGCACACGCCAGACCCUCCCCAGCCAUCCCCAUUAGUGUCACGGGUGGGAGUGUCCGGCAGCAAGGAGCGGGGUGGCAGCUGUUUGUGCCGUGUACGGGCAGCAGUAUCACGUCGGGGCAGCGGCUGUGAGGACGGAGAUGCUGCUGCUGCUGGGUGUAUGACGGAGGGGAGAAGCCGGGGAUCCCGCGGAUGGAAGGAGCUGCGUGGCUCGGGGGGAUCCUUGUCUGGAUAUGGAUCGCGAUGCUGGCGGCACCUGCACCACCCACUGUAACAGGAGAGGAAAAUCAGCGUCUUCUUCUUGAUAAGCUCCGGCCACAUUCUGCAGUGAUAGAGCCACGCUGGUUGACACCACAUCCUCUACAAAAUAUAGUCAAGAACAAAUACCCAGCACAUGUAGAAGUGAUGGUAAUAGCAGAAGGGAGAGAGCUAGUCCUAUCUCUGCAAAGAAACGAACAACUAAUCCACAUGAAUUACAGAGUGACUCAUUACAGCCCCAGUGACAUUCCUAUUGUUCGGACCCCCAAUAUGACGGAGCACUGUUAUUACCAUGGAGUCAUUCAGGGGCAGAGAGAAUCCAGUGUGGCUGUCAGCACCUGCUCAGGAAUAAGGGGUCUCAUAACGUUAAGCAAUAAUGUAAGUUAUGUGGUGGAGCCACUGCCAGGAGACGGACACAAGCACCUCAUCUACAGAGCAGAACAUUUAGGGCUUGAAGGAGGGAAAUGUGGACAUGUAACUGCUACAGUGUACAAUGUAUCCAGCCUCACCUCCCAACGUCGUCAUCAUCAUCAUCAUCGGGUGAGGAGAGAGGAUACAGAGGGGGACAGAUGUGUGGAACUCUACCUAGUUGCCGACUACGCGGAGUUUCAGAAACAUGACUCAGACUUGGAGCGUACUCAGCGCAAGAUGCUGGAAGUGACAAAUUAUAUAGAUAAGUUCUACAGGGCUCUGAAUAUUCGCAUUGCUCUAGUUGGAUUGGAGGUCUGGACUGCUGGAGAUAAAUGCAAUGUGUCUGAGAAUCCAUACAUCACCUUACGUGCCUUCCUAUCAUGGAGACAAAAGCUCCUAUUACAGACACCCCAUGACAAUGCACAGCUCAUAACAGGGCGCUCUUUUCAUGGCACGACCAUUGGGUUGGCUCCACUACAGGCAAUGUGCUCAUCCUUUCAGUCUGGAGGAGUGAAUAUGGAUCACUCGGACAAUGCUAUUGGAGUUGCAGCCACGAUGGCCCAUGAAAUGGGACAUAAUUUCGGGAUGAGCCAUGAUGCUGCAGGCUGUUGCUCAGCCAAACCAGAAGACGGUGGCUGCAUUAUGGCAGCUGCAACUGGACACCCCUUCCCCAAAGUGUUCAAUGACUGCAAUAAACGGGAGCUGGAGCGCUUCCUGCGCUCAGGAGGGGGGAUGUGCCUCAGUAACACGCCGGACACCAAGACACUUUACGGGGGCCCACGCUGUGGAAAUGGCUUCUUGGAGGAGGGAGAGCAGUGUGACUGUGGGGAUCCUGAGCAAUGUGAUAAUCAAUGCUGCAAUGCUACAACAUGUACUUUGCUACCGGGGGCUGAGUGUGCCCAUGGGGCCUGCUGUCAUCUAUGCAGACUGAGGCCACCUGGGUUCCUGUGUCAGAGGACAGCCAGAGCCUGUGACCUGCCAGAGUUCUGCAUCGGAGAUUCUCCUGUGUGUCCUCCUAACUCCUUCCAGCUGGACGGAACUCCUUGCCAAAAUGGAGACGCCUUCUGCUACAACGGGAGAUGUCUCACUCACCAACAGCAGUGCCGGCAACUGUGGGGAGCGGGAGCAAGCAUUGCGCCAGACGUGUGCUUUGAAAGGAUCAACGCAGCUGGGGACCAAUAUGGCAACUGUGGACGAGAUAUGAAUGGUGAAUACAGGAAGUGUGAAGCCGGGCACGCCAAGUGUGGGAAGAUCCAAUGCUUAAGCUCCGCUCUGAAGCCUGUAGAGCACAGCGCUGUAGCAAUAGACACCACUAUCACCGUGCAGGGGAGACGUGUGCUCUGCAGGGGAACUCAUGUCUACAGAAUCACAGAAGAGGAAGAUAUGAUGGAUCCUGGCCUAGUCCUCUCUGGUACUAAAUGUGGCAGAAACCAGCUUUGCUUCGAGGGGCAGUGCAAAAACACCUCGUUCCUGCAAGUGGAUGAGUGUACCAAGAAAUGUCAUGGAAACGGGGUUUGCAAUAAUAACCAGAACUGUCACUGUUUUCCUGGCUGGAAACCUCCAUACUGUAACCAGACAGGCAAUGGUGGCAGCAUAGACAGUGGCCCAGUACCUGCUGAUGGUUCACAGUCAGCGUGGCUCUGGAUAUUUAUACCUGUAUCAUUACUAGCUGGGAUCGCAGUGACUUUGUUCUUAUACCUCUACAAACACAGGUGCUUAAUAAGACUUUAUAAGUCAGACAGCAUUCCCGCAGCAGGCUCCCUGCACAAGAGUGACAGCAGUAAUAAACCCAGAGCUGAAUCUACCUCCAGACCCAAACCUCAGAUACAGAUGUGUCCAAAAAGUCCGGUCAGUUUGCAGAUCCACCACAUGGUACAUGAACAAAGACCUUCAUCCGUUCAUCAACACAAGCAGUUAGAGGGUAGAGCUAGAAGUGGUGCUCCUCAAAUAAGAAUACCCCCACCUAACAGACCAGCCCCACUGCCUCCUGGUGUCCCACCGCGUAAGGCAUUACAGCCCCCCAGAAGAGUUCCACCUCCGGUUCCUCCAAGUAGGCCGAGACUAACUGCCAAGUGACCAGUGAGAACAUCUGUAGAUAAUCUUUGACAUCAAGUUGCUGAGACAAAAGAGGUUGUGUCUAAACAAAGGGUUAAUUCUAGCUCUGCACUGUUCCAAAAUGACAUGUCUCAGAGGAGAUGAAUAAUACCACUGGCAAGAACAUCUGCUGACUUUCUGUAUUUACUUGUGGACUAAAAUGGAGGCAGCUAUUUUGUGUGCUGAGAGAAUAUUCAGGAAAUUAGUGUCAGCGAGACAUGCAGAAUUUUGUGAAGCAAGAAACUUUGUGCUUCGUAUCUUAGUGAUGUCACUAGUUCAUAGUGAAACGAUAGAUUGAAAAUUGGUACACCCUACAAAAUGAUUGUCUCCAUGCAUAAUUUCUUGUAGGUCCAAUUUUAGUCUGACUAUCCCUGUUCACGGAGUCUUCAGGGGAGGGGAGUUCAGAAUCGCUAGACACGCCCCUGAAGAACAAGCUCAUUAUGAGAUGGUCUUUCCCACAGUGCAAUGGUCAUACCCAUUUUCAGUGAUAUCCUGAUUCCAAAAAUUGGAAUGUUGGAGAUACGCAACGAGUACACUUUAAUGAGAGAGUACAAAUAAGGGCAGUGCUACAAUAAUAGCUGGUAAAGGAAAAAAGUAUGAAAAUUAUGCAUCAGAGUAAAAAGAAAAAUACAGUUUAUGGGCCCGAUUCAGGUUGGACCGCAAUAGGCGAUCCAACCGCAAAAAUUAUGAAAUGGAUGCGGGCGCAUGCGCAGGGCCUGUCCUGCACAUGUGCCUGCAUUUUCUGUGGGCGCCCACCGAAAAUGCAAACGCAUCUGCCUGUCAAUCAGGCAGAGGUGUUCGCGGGGCAGCAGCGCUCCAUUUCCUAGGUGGAGACGGAGCUCUGCGGUGUGGCAACAGGAAAAUGGAGGCAGCGUAAUCUAAACGGUGGCAUGGCGUCGGCACGAUUGCAGCGGCUGCGUGAUGUCACAUGCAGCCGCCGCCGCGAUCAGAAAGAUAGCGGUGGGCCUCCGGCGGGUGCAGCCAAGCUGCCCCUGCAGGAGGCAACCCUCAUUUCUGAGACCAAGCAGAAAUUGCGGUGCAAUCGCUAUUUCUGCUUGAUCAAGGGGGGGAAGGGGAGCGGCGGUCAGCAUGCUGGCCGGCCUUGCCCUGCGAUGGGCGGGCCCCAGCAUGCAUUCACAAGGAUUGUAAAUUCUGCUACUUAGCAGAAUUUGCAAUCCAACCUGAAUCAGGCCCCAUGUCCAUUUAAUAUGUUGCUGCAGCAUCAUGUUAAUAGACAAGGGACAAAUAAGCCCAUGGGUAGGCAAUGUGUGGUACUCCAGCAUGCUACUAGGACAUGCUAAAACUAGCAGGGCAUGCUGGAAUAUGUAGUUACACAGCAGCUGGGGUGCCAUAUUUUACCUUCCCCUGAGUUAGCCAAACUAAAAUCCUUUAGCAAUAGAAUCAUUUUCACUCAGGUGCUGAAGUCUCCUCACGCUCUAAUCGGUUAUCUCAAGGAAAAUGUGUGUGUCUGGGAAAACAUUAAUUUAAUUGCACAUAAAUAUAUACAUACAUAUAUCCACCAUAGCACAAAUGAAAGCAGACAUAGUGACAGGGUGUGCCAAAUAAGUAUAGGCACGGGUUAUUAACUUUCAUAAAACACAGUAAUAUGUGCAUAAAACACAGGAUGUUUUAGUGCACCAACACUGGCCCCAGCGCAUUUAAAUAAUUCUUAUUCUUCAUAUUUAUUUCUACCUUAAUUAAACAGAUUUAUUAACAAUUAUGCUAGAUAUAUACAGUAAGUUCAUUAAAGCUGUUGGAUGGUGUAGGGGCAAUCAAGUAAUAUGUAUUUAUUGUUUUGUAAUUCUUCUGUCAGUUAGGACCUCCCUCUACUCAUUCAUUCCAGCUUUUGCAUUGUACACCUGAAACUGCUGGGUUCCGGUGUUGUAUGCCCUCAUGUAAUCGGGAAAGUGAGGGGACAUUGGGAGAGAACUUCUUCCGUUUCAUGUUAAAUAUUUCAUUGCAUUGAUCAAAUCGUGCUUUCCUGUGUAUAGCUAGUAUAUGUGAAAGGUGCUAAAGGUAUUCCCCAUGAAGGGAUAGGAAAUGAUUCCGCCAAUUCCUUACAUGUAAAAGACACAUCCAUUGUAGGAAAUAUCUACUAGCACACUUGUGAAUGCCCUUACUACACACAGACAACCUCAUUCAGAGUUGGACUUAAAUUCAAGUUGCGUCGUUUUUUCCUCUCAACUUGUUUUUUUUCUUCAAGUGUGCCUGUGCGUCUUUUCGCAGUGCAGGUCCUUUGACCUGGUGACUAGUCCACAUUCUGCACUUUUGGCUUCCUGCGCCAAGAGGGCUGGGACGAUGGGUUUGAAGGAGAAGUGUAGUUGCAGCCAAAAUUAAGGGCGCGUCAACACAAAAUGCACUCGUAGACUUGCAGGUACUCAGCCCCAGGUGCAAGUUGUCAGCUGAUGAUAGUGACAGCUGCCGGUCAUGCUUGAGUCACCGAAUGCAUCUAAAGCUGGGUUCACAUUGGAUCGUUGUCGGGGCGAUUUUCCAUUUCGGAAUGACAAAUCGCUUACAUCGCUUGGUGUGUACGGGUGAUGGCGGCGGUCGCCAGGUUUGAGCUGCUGCACAUCAGACCUAGCGAUAUCGCUAGUGACCUUGUUUAUGCUUAUGAUUUCGUCCUUCAUAAAACUCGUUCUAAUGUUACACAGGGGGAGAUGUACUA